Closterium sp. NIES-65 is the source of this 2610-nucleotide messenger RNA. The record is from the annotation of a GenBank genome assembly. NCBI's taxonomy places the organism in Eukaryota, Viridiplantae, Streptophyta, Zygnematophyceae, Desmidiales, Closteriaceae.
AUGACAUUCCUUUCGAAAGCCCUCGCGGAGAUCGCUCAACGGUCAGGAUCGCUCAAUCAGAUGCCAAAACGCAGCGAGUCGUGCAACUCCUUCUUCACGGGAAGCCAAUCUCCAAGAUCAGCCGCCUUUUCCGGUUCUUUUCUUCCACGCACGAAAUCGCGAAGAGAGGACGGCGUAGGCCGCGUGAUCAUGUGGAUCGUCCUUGCGUUCCAGUCGAAACGCAUUCUUUCGUUCCUCGUGCUGCCGCUUCUCGCGUGCCUGCUCGUCUGGGGCUUGCUGCGCCGAAGCGGAUCUGAGAACGGGAGGUGGCCGGCCGUGGAACGGCAGCCGUGGCGAGCGGAGAUUGUCGUCGAGUCUUCGCCGUCGUCGUUGUUACCGUCGCAAGCGUCACACGGUGGCUUGGCAGCAGCGAGUGAGAAAAUGGUCAGAGAGCCUUCCAAAGCGACCGUAUCACGUGUGGAGGAGGGCAGUGAAGGGGUACCGUUGUCCGAUGCAGGGAAAAAAGAGCAAGAGAAAGUGGUUGAGCGUUUGCGAGAGGCGACCGGCGACGGCGACGACGGGUUACCUGAUCGUGGGCAACGUAAAAAGGAAGCGGGAGAUGGGGUGGACGGCUCAAAUGGGGAGAGAACGGCGGACAGCAACGGGGAGAUGGGAAAAGAGGACGGCGAUGGAGGCAAGGGGGAGAGCAGGGGUGAGGGUAACGGGGAAGGGAGCGAUGGACUGAAAGUGGGGACUGAUGUGAAGGAUGAGGGGAUGAGAGAGAAAGGGGACGGAGAUGGUCAGGGCGAGGAAAAACUUUCUGAGGCAACUCAGAUGUCAUCGGAGGGGCGGCAGGAUGAGAAUGUGGUGGUGGAGAGUGAGGGAGGGAGCCGAGGCGUAGGAGAGAAAGGGGAAGAGGAGAGGAAAGAGGAGAAGAGAGGGAUCGAGGUGGAGGAGGUGGAGAAGAAAGAGGGGAAGAGGGAGGAGGAGGAGAAGGAGAAGGAGAAGGAGAAGGAGAAGAAGGGGAAGGAGGAGGAGGAGACGGAGAAGAAGAUGAAGGGGAAAGAGAAGGAGGAGAAGGAGAAGGGGAAGGGGAAGGGGAAGAAGAAGGGAAAGAAGCGUCAGCAGUACGAGGAGGUCAAAGAGAAAGUCCAUCUUGACGUCCCCGCGGACUGCGACCUGUACCACGGCACGUGGCAGCCAGACUUAGAACCGCCGCUCUACACCAACAACACGUGCGCCGCCAUCUCGCAGCACCAGAACUGCCAGGGCAACGGGCGGCCGGACAGUGGGUACGAGCGGUGGCGGUGGCGGCCGGGGGGGAGGGAGGAGUGCGGGGCGCUGCCGCGGUUUGAUGCGGUGGAGUUCAUGCACGUGAUGCGAGGGAAGAGCGUGCUAUUCGUUGGGGACUCUGUGGCAAGGAAUCACAUGGAAUCCCUGAUCUGCCUGCUGAGCCAGGUGGAAACCCCCCACCUGCGGGGCAGCAAGAGUCUGAUCCGAAUGGUCUUCCCGCGCGCCAAGCUCACCAUAGCACGCAUCUGGUCCGCCUGGCUCGUCCACGAGUCCCCCGACCCUCCCCCCUCCGCGCUGCCCUCCGCCCCUGCGGACCUUCCGCGCCUGCACCUGGACAGGACGGGGGAGAAGUGGUGGGGGGGUGUAGAGCGGUACGAUGUGGUGGUGCUGUGCACUGGGCACUGGUUUGUUAAGCCUGCUCUGUUUGUUGUGGGGGGACGCGUGGUUGGGUCGCAGGGCGGGUGGUGGGAAGCGCAUGGGAAGGAGUUGGAAGGGGUGGGAGGAGGGGAGAGUGGCGAGGAGACGAGAGGAGGAGCAGGAGGAGGAGAGGGAGGAAGAGCAGGAGGGGGAGGAGGAGGAGAUGGAAGUGGGAAAGAGAGUGGUUCUGAAGGCAGUUCGGGGCAGCUGGAAAGGAAGGGAGGUGAGAGUAGUGGGCAGGAACAGCAGGGGGAGCAGCGGAGACGGUUGGAGGGAAGGGUAGUGGCUGAUGAUACAAAGCUUGUAGAGAACACGUACAGAGCAGCCAGGAGCAGCAGAUGGGUGACGGAUACACAGAAGGAUCUACAGAAGGAUACACGGAAGGAUACACAGGUUCCAGUGAACAAUACUGCUGCUUUCUCAAUUGCCAUUCGGACCGUCUUUGCUGACGUGGCGGCUGCUGUCAAGGCGAACCCGAAGCAGCUGUUUGUCUUCCGAACCUACUCCCCGGACCACUACGAGGGCGGGCAGUGGAACACCGGAGGCUCGUGCGCAGGCCUGGCCGAGCCUCGCGGCAGCGGCUACACCUACGAGAACACGUACGGGAACGCAAUUUAUAACGAGCAGAAGGCAGCUUAUAACAAGGCUAUGGAGGGCCUGGGAGAAGACUACAAGUGGCGGUUUGGCCUGAUGGACAUAAUGCCGAGUGCGGGGUUGAGAGUUGAUGGGCAUCCAGGGCCAUAUAGAAGGUUGAACAGUGUUGCCGAGCUGGAGAAGCGCAGGGAGGAGGAUAAGGAGGCCAAGUAUCCCCCCCCGCAGGACUGCCUGCACUGGUGCCUGCCCGGGCCUAUAGACUCGUGGAAUGUGUUUCUGCUGCAGCUGAUCAAACGGAAGAGAGUCAUGGGGCAGGCAGGGGCGUAG